AUGGCUUUUCUCACUCAUGAAGGGCACUAUCAAUUUCUUGUGAUGCCAUUUGGCUUGUCUAAUGCUCCAUCAACAUUUCAAGCUACAAUGAAUUCCAUUUUUCGGCCGUUACUUCGUCGUUUUGUUUUAUUAUUCUUUAAAGAUAUUAUGGUUUACAGUAUGACUUGGGAACACCAUUUGCAACACUUAACCCAAGUUCUCCAGAUUCUCCGUGAGCACAAAUUGGUUGCUAAAUGUUCCAAAUGCUUAUUUGGGCAGCCUCAGGUCGACUAUCUUGGUCAUGUCAUUUCAAGCAAGGGUUUAGCAGUUGACCCUUCUAAAAUAUCGGCUAUCCAACAGUGGCCGAUUCCAAAAAACGUCAAAUGGGUGCGGAGCGUCUUAGAGCUCGUAAGGUAUUAUAGGCAUUUCAUUAAGCAAUAUGCCACAAUUGCUAGUCUUUUGACUGAUUUGCUUAAGAAAGAACCCUUCAAGUGGCGAGAUGAUGAACAACUAGCCUUUGAGACUUUGAAGGCCAAGCUGAGUUGCACUCCAGUUUUAGCAUUACCAGACUUCACGCAAGAAUUCUACGUGGAGGCUGACACUUCAGGUGUUGGAGUGGGGGUUCCUGACGGAGAUCAACAUCCACCGAACCUUGAGGACAAGGUUCUCGAUUGGGAGGGAAGCAUUUUUAUGGAUCAGCCAGCCCAAGUCAGUAGCAGAAUUGAGAAUGGGCUUGGAACAAUUAGGAAAAGCCAACAGAUCAAACAGCCCAACAAAAGCUACAGGACUAUGUUUUAG
Molecule: messenger RNA, 777 nt
Organism: Lycium ferocissimum
Lineage: Eukaryota; Viridiplantae; Streptophyta; Magnoliopsida; Solanales; Solanaceae
Exons: 2
Coding region: 1-777 (258 amino acids)
Source: RefSeq, a predicted model, not a curated record